This is a messenger RNA of Euleptes europaea (tarantolino), 1163 nucleotides long. RefSeq names its product proline rich 5 like (gene PRR5L). NCBI's taxonomy places the organism in Eukaryota, Metazoa, Chordata, Lepidosauria, Squamata, Sphaerodactylidae. Gene Ontology annotation, cellular component: TORC2 complex. The coding region runs from base 72 to 1163 and encodes 363 amino acids. Gene Ontology annotation, biological process: TORC2 signaling. The transcript has 8 exons. The record is from RefSeq and is a predicted model, not a curated record.
GACAUCUGUGCCGGUUCACUUGUGUCUUUUUGGCAUCUUUCAAGAAAGCAUUUCCUGGCCCUUCUCCAUCUAUGACUAAAGGUUCUACCAUAUCCUCGCCUCUUUUCCAGUUUCAAAAGAUGGGCUCAUUCCGGAGACCCCGGCCACGCUUCAUGAGUUCCCCAGUUCUGACUGACUUGCCACGUUUUCUGGCAUCUCGGCAGUCUCUGAAUCUCAGUUCAAAUUCUGCAUGGAACAGCGUUCAAACAGCAGUGAUCAAUGUGUUCAAAGGGGGAGGCUUGCAAAGCAAUGAACUCUACACCCUCAAUGAACAUGUCAGACGGUUGUUGAAGAGUGAACUUGGAUCCUUCAUCACAGACUACUUCCAGAACCAGCUCCUUGCGAAGGGCUUGCUGUUCAUUGAGGAGAAGCUCAAUCUUUGUGAAGGAGAGAAUCGCAUCCAUAUAUUAUCUGAUAUUUGGGAUCACUUCUUCACAGAGACUCUUCCCACCCUCCAGGCUAUCUUUUAUCCUGUUCAGGGCCAAGAAUUAACUAUUCGCCAAAUUUCCCUGCUUGGCUUCAGAGACUUAGUCUUAUUAAGAGUGAAGCUGGAUGAGAUUCUUCCUCUGGUUCAAACCAAGGUCCCUCCUUCCAUUGUCCAGAUGCUGCUAAUUUUACAGGGAGUCCAUGAGCCCACAGGUCCCAGUAAGGCCUUCAUGCAGUUGGAGGAGCUUGUUAAGCAGGUGGUCUCCCCAUACCUUGAUCUGUGUGAAGAACACUGCUUUCCUGGCAGCACCUGCGCCCUGGAGAGAAGAUACUAUCGACCUCGUCCCAACGGACUGAGCUUCUCUUCUCAUCCCGUGGCAGCCCGCCAGGCCAGUGAGACUGCCUUGACACCCCUGACAGAGCAAGAGGGAGAGGCGUAUCUUGAGAAAUGUGGAAGCAUCCGUCGGCACACUGUUGCUAAUGCUCAUUCGGAUAUCCAGCUGUUGGCCAUGGCUUCUAUGAUGCACUCGGGUAUGGUGGUAGAAGAACCAGACAAUGGGGACAAAUGCCUUCUCCUGCAGCCCAGCUUAAACCACAGACAGUGCGCGAGUGAGCCCAGCAUAGCAGAUGGGCCAGAAGUACUGGGGACAGCAGCUAUGCAGGAGCCUUCGGAACUCAGCUGUACAUCAGUCUGCUAA